GGGGGUGGAGGAGGGGUGUUGGACGGGGGAGGAGGGAAUGGAGGAGGAGGAGGCGCUCAGCAAGACCAGCACCCUCUUCCGCGAGGAGGGGAAGGGGGGGGACCUCAGCAGGGAGAGGGAGGGGAAGGGAUCGGACAGACCUUCCCCGUCUUUUCGGGGCAAGGCUUCAUCUUUCCUUGCACCGAGGACUCUCUUCGGCAUUUUCGAAGCCGCCUCCCCUGUUGCCUACAAUUUGGAGCGGACCAGCACCAGUACCAUGUACCCCUUGCAGGUCCGCAUCCGCUGCCUGUUGGAAGCCCCCCCGCUCACGGAAUCCGACCCGGACGUUCGAUCUAUUCUGGGCCCGCUCCCCGCUUCGAGCCCGCUCGGUCGCGCCGGUCCCUUGAGUGAGAACCAGACACAACGCCUCGCUACGUUGCUCGCCAGCCGUGCCAAGGCCCUCCCUCUCUUCCUCCCCCCCUCCACUCCGACCUUCCUCUCCUCCUACUCCUCGUCCUCGUCCUCGUCCUCCUUCCUCCCGCUUCUACGGGGGCCGAGCGGGAAGGAGGGAGGACGAGAGCGGGGGUUGUCCCUAGAGAGCACAGGGUCGACGAGUGCGUCCACGAGCCUGGCGUCGACCGAGUCAAACAGCCCGGGCGCGGGGUAUCGGAGUCUUCCCCCCCUGGCCACCAUGCACCUCCAGCAAAAGCAGCAGCAGCAGCAGCAGCAGAAGCAACAGCUGCAGCAGCAGCAGAGUCGCCUUUUGCUGGGAGGCAUCGGGGGCAGGGGCCUGCUCAACGGGUCCUCGUCCACCACCAGCAGUAGCAGUAGCAGCAGCAUCGUGUCCUCAAUGAGCGGGACUUCGACAGGGGCGGUCGUGAACAAGGGCUUUCUAGAAGGUCUUUCCCCCCCGCGGAGGCUGGGGCUUUCUCCCUCGCUGUCCCAUCUAUCCGUUGGUUCUCAGCACCACCACCACCACCAGCAACAGCAGCAGCAACAGCAGCAGCAAUCAUCUCAACGACAGCAGAUCUCACAGCACGCGCAUAUGCAGCAGCAAGAUCAAGAUACGCAACAGCAGCUGCUGGCACGACCUGGGGAACAAGGUGUGCUCGGAAAUAGCCCGAGCAGCGCGCUGCACUUGCCUCCGUUCGGUGGAGGAAUCCCGCCCAGGAUUCAGCUACCAGCGUCCUGGCGACCUUUGUAGACUCGAGGUUUCGCGAGGGCAGAAUGGUAGACAAGGAAGCGAAAAUAUUAGGGAAAGACACAAAAAUGUGGGGAAAUUGGAAUGAAAUGGGUCACGGAUGAGCCUCGUCACGGACCGGCUUACAGCAUAGAGGCAUGUUCGACGCGGACUGUCCUCACCUUAUGCAUGGUCUCCGAUGAACGUGUUGAUACUACCAUCAAGAGCCCGCAACGAUGGCAGGGAGGGGAGCUGUGAUCCAUAGCUGGAGAUGAGCCAAAAGUGGGAGCGGUAGGCCUUCCAAGUAAUGCUCGAGUAAGACGCAUCAAAGAUUUUCGACCUCUGACGAACUAGUGACUUUUGUGCGUGCAUGGGGAUGCUAAAUCCCAUUUAAUAUCUUGAUGGACAGGUCUCCUCACUCCAACUUUUUCCUUGUUAGGAGGUCGAGGCAGAAAGGAGAGACAAGGAAGGCGGGAAAAGAACCGAAGGAAGAAAAGUGAAUCUAUCUAUUUCUACAUGACAGCGAGUAACGUAAGAAUAGUACCAGCGAAAGGACUAUAUAAGUGUACAUGCAGUCAACUGACUUAGGUUUUAGAAAAGCCGCAAGAGCGUGGAGAAGGGUGGCGGAAGCAAAGGGGAAGGACGUGAGACAAGGAUCAAGGUCACGGUCUACAUUUAUUGAAAGACUGCGAUUUCCUGGAUUUCUAAGGAAAUAAGACGAAUUUGAAAGGAGGCUCAAAAUACAGGAGAAGGGUAAUGAUGAUUUAAAACGUUUAUCAAUUUUGCAAGCAGGGUCGGGCGUUUGGAUGGUCGGAAACAGCCCAGGCAUCAGACGGCUAUACGAGGGACAAAGCAAAUAAGAUAGUAGAUUUGCGUAAUCCGCUGUCGUUGUGGCAGAAGAACUGCAGCGGCGUGAAUGUGGGCGGUGCAAGAAUUUAAGUCGUUUGGAUUGAUGUUGAAAGAAGUCUCAACCUUAAAAAUGUGGACUUGACAGAGGGAGACCUAGACAACGGAGGAUCAGAAAAGGGGCUCGUCUGGGUUACAAGGAUUGAGAAAGAGAAAGUGGAAGAGUGGAGAGAGCAGAGAUAAUUGUGCUGCAAAGAAGAUGCCUCUUAAAACCUAGAUGACAUAAUAUAUGGAACGGAAGGGAAACAAUACAGCAACCUUUCACCACACUUUCACCGGGACCAGAAUAAAUUCAUGACAAGCAAUCAUAGUAACGACUACUGAUGCAGCGAUUAGAGGAGCAAAUGGGUAGCUUGAAUGCGUCUCGUGGCAGAGUAAUAUGAAACCAUUAAUGAGCCCGUCAAUCAGGAACUAGAAAGAGCAAAGAGAGGCCCGCGACUGAAGUCGGUCCGGACGGAGGGCGAAUGACGGUAUGAAUAAUGUGACGAGUAAAUGGUAGCAUGGGGAAACAAAAUAUAUUCAUCAUGACUAUGCAAACAACUAAGAAGCAGGGUUUUACCCGUAAAGGUGUGUGUCGUUCUUUCUCUUGGGCGAGGAAAGAGGCGGAGAUGGAAUUUGUAGGACAUCUACUCCGGAAGGCAUGCGAACCGCAAAGACAUAUAAUUUCACCAUCUCUCUCAACGAAAAAGAAAACUACAUUCAAAAUC
This is a messenger RNA of Nannochloropsis gaditana CCMP526, 2772 nucleotides long. RefSeq lists its product as uncharacterized. The record is from RefSeq and is a predicted model, not a curated record. The transcript has 7 exons. Bases 38 to 1183 code for a protein of 381 amino acids.